Molecule: messenger RNA, 10394 nt
Organism: Pelodiscus sinensis (Chinese soft-shelled turtle)
Lineage: Eukaryota; Metazoa; Chordata; Testudines; Trionychidae
Gene: SCUBE1
Product: signal peptide, CUB domain and EGF like domain containing 1
Biological process (GO): signal transduction
Cellular component (GO): cell surface
Molecular function (GO): calcium ion binding
Source: RefSeq, a predicted model, not a curated record
CUGGCUCCCCUCUGCCAGUCCCGAGCGCGUCUCUUAUCAAAGGCACACACUAGCGGCAUUGAGUCAUAGCAUUAUCAUGGGGACUGUUUGCUUUUCGGGGCACUUCUGUUUGGUCUUCGCGCUCUUAUCUACUGGCAGGUUUGCGGGAGGCAACGGGGUCCCAGAUGCUGAUGAAUGUGCAGAAGGGACAGAUGAUUGCCACAUUGAUGCAAUAUGUCAAAAUACACCUAAAUCCUACAAAUGCAUCUGUAAACCUGGUUAUAAAGGAGAAGGGAAACAAUGUGAAGACAUUGAUGAGUGCGAAAAUGACUUCUACAAUGGAGGUUGUGUCCAUGAGUGCAUCAACAUUCCAGGCAACUACAGGUGUACAUGCUAUGAUGGGUUCAUGUUGGCCCAUGACGGUCACAACUGUCUUGAUGUUGAUGAGUGUCUGGAUAACAAUGGAGGAUGCCAACAGAUUUGUGUGAACACAAUGGGAAGUUAUGAAUGUCAAUGCAAGGAGGGUUUUUUCCUGAGUGAUAACCAGCACACCUGUAUUCACCGCUCCAAUGAGGGUAUGAACUGUAUGAACAAAGAUCACGGGUGUGCACAUAUCUGCCGGGAGACGCCCAAAGGUGGGGUUGCCUGUGAAUGUAGGCCUGGCUUUGAGCUUGCCAAAAACCAGAAGGACUGCAAAUUAACCUGUAACUAUGGAAAUGGAGGCUGCCAACACACCUGUGAUGACACAGAUACUGGUCCUGUGUGUGGUUGUCAUCAGAAGUAUGCCCUACAUUCAGAUGGCCGAACAUGUAUUGAGAAGGAUGAGGCUGCAAUUGAGAGUUCUGAGUACAAUGCCACGUCAGUAGCUGAUGUGGACAAGCGGGUGAAACGGCGGCUACUUAUGGAAACAUGUGCUGUCAAUAAUGGAGGCUGUGACCGUACUUGCAAGGAUACAGCGACAGGAGUACGUUGCAGUUGCCCAGUUGGAUUUACCCUGCAGCCUGAUGGGAAAACAUGCAAAGACAUUGAUGAGUGCUUGGUAAACAAUGGUGGCUGUGACCAUUUCUGCCGAAAUACGGUUGGUAGCUUUGAAUGCAGCUGCCAGAAGGGCUAUAAACUGCUAACAGAUGAACGAACCUGCCAAGAUAUAGAUGAGUGCUCAUUCGAAAGGACUUGUGACCAUACCUGCAUCAACUACCCAGGAAGUUUUGAAUGUCUCUGUCACAAAGGCUACACCUUGUAUGGCAUGACACACUGUGGAGAUGUCGAUGAAUGCAGUAUCAACAAUGGUAGUUGUGACUAUGGGUGCAUUAAUACAAUGGGGAGCUAUGAGUGUGUCUGUCCACCUGGAAAGAAGCUACACUGGAAUAAAAAAGACUGUGUUGAGAUGGUGAAAUGCCUCCCAAAUGCCAAACCGGCUCCUAAGGCUCAACUUGUCUGCAGUAAAUCAGGGGGAAUUGAGAGCUGCUUUUUGUCAUGUCCUUCCAAUACACUUUUUGUUCCAGAUUCAGAGAAUAGUUAUACACUGAGCUGUGGAGUGCCAGUACAGCAAGGCAAAGCCCAACAGAAACGCAAUGUGACGCUUCCCAGUUGUGCAGAUUCAUUAGCCCCACCAAUCAAGCAGAAAGCUCGGUUUAAAAUUAAAGAUGCAAAAUGCCAUUUACGGCCACGCAGCAAAGAAAAGAUUAAAGAUGCUGGGAAGCACGCUGUUACAGGAGGUCAAUUCCCUUGUACAGACAACUGCCAGGUGACCUUUGUGAACCUCAAGUGUGAUUCCUCCAAGAAAAAACGUCGGGGCCGUAAGUCACCAUCGAAAGAAGUGUCCCAUAUCACAGCCGAAUUCGAAGUAGAGAUGAAGUCUGAAGAAGUCUCAGACACCUGUAACCUGGACUGUGUGCGGAAAAGGAUGGAGCAGAAGCUACAAACUGCAAUCAAAACAUUGAGGAAAUCUAUUAACAAACAGCAAUUUUACAUUCAGUUUUCUGGGACAGAGUACGAAGUGGCUCAUAAGCCAGCUAAGGCUACUGAAGGACAUGAAGCAUGUAGUACAGGACAAGUGCUGCAGGAUGGAAAAUGCAUUACCUGCAGCAUGGGCACCUAUUAUAGUGGAGAACAUAAUCAGUGCAUUCCUUGCUCGCCAGGAACAUACCAAGACACAGAAGGUCAACUGACUUGUGAACCGUGCCCAAGUAAUGAUGGACAGGGAAUAGCAGGCGCACGGAAUGUGUCAGAAUGUGGAGGGCAGUGUUCUCCUGGGUAUUUCUCUUCAGAUGGCUUUAAACCUUGCAGAGUAUGCUCUCUUGGUACAUAUCAACCAGAGCCAGGCAGAACCCUUUGCUUUCCAUGUGGUGGAGGACUGGUGACAAAAUAUGAAGGCGCUGUUUCUUUUCAGGACUGUGAAACAAAAGUUCACUGUUCUCCUGGCCACUACUACAAUUCUACAACACACAGAUGUAUCAGGUGUCCUGUUGGAACCUACCAGCCUGAAUUUGGUCAGAAUUACUGCAUUAGCUGCCCUGGGAAUACAAGUACAGAUUUUGAUGGUUCUACUAAUGUUACACAUUGUAAAAACCAGCACUGUGGAGGGGAACUUGGAGAUUAUACUGGCUAUAUCGAGUCUCCCAAUUACCCUGGUGAUUACCCAGCUAAUGUGGAAUGCAUUUGGAAUAUAAAUCCACCCCCAAAGAGGAGAAUACUCAUUGUGGUUCCUGAGAUAUUUCUUCCCAUUGAAGACGAGUGUGGUGAUGUUUUAGUAAUGAGAAAAAGUGCAUCCCCUACAUCAAUUACCACAUAUGAAACAUGUCAGACUUAUGAGAGACCAAUAGCAUUUACCUCCAGAUCGCGAAAGCUAUGGAUUCAGUUCAAAUCAAAUGAGGGAAACAGUGGUAAAGGAUUUCAAGUCCCAUAUGUGACAUACGAUGAGGAUUAUCAACAGCUGAUAGAAGACAUUGUUCGAGAUGGACGAUUAUACGCAUCAGAAAAUCAUCAAGAAAUUCUAAAAGACAAGAAAUUGAUCAAAGCCCUAUUUGACGUUCUGGCACAUCCUCAAAACUAUUUCAAGUACACAGCACAAGAGUCGAAGGAGAUGUUCCCAAGAUCAUUUAUAAAGCUACUGCGAUCAAAAGUUUCCAGAUUUCUACGACCAUACAAAUAGUUUCCUAGUAAUAUUCAAUUUGGGGUUAUUUUGCAUUCUUGUCACAUAUUGUAUUUUCCUCCACAGUAGAACAUUUGCUCAUUGGAAGGCUAUUUUUUGCAGUCUUUACUUUCAAUUAUAUAUUGAAGAAUAACUAUAAUGUUUUAUAAUUGUUAAAAGGCAAUAUGCUGAAUGGGCUUUUUUAACUUCAAAGAAGAAUACUUGUGGAUCCUUGAGUGCAUCCAAUUGAAGAUCCAGAUUUGUGUCUGCACUAGUAUGUCUUCAUGUUUCAUUGAAAAUGUUCAUUUUAGAAAAUAUAUUUUCUAGCAAAAAUAGUUUUCUUCUAAGCAAAGAAGAAACCUGUUCAACCUGUUAAAGAAACUACCUGCAACUAAGUUUUGUGAUAGAAAAGAGUAUGUAGCAUAAAUACUAUUUGGAUUUUGAAUUGCACUUGAACUUUAUAUUUGACAUUUUAGGUAAAAAAAACAAAAAAAUCUAAAUUUUCUUAUUUCCCAUUUGUGGUUUUGUGAAGACUUUGUUCUAGUAUAAACCAAAAAAAAAAAAAAAGAAAUGGAUGUAUAAUUUUGUUUUAUGGAUUAUACAUGAUUGAAUCCCAUGCCCUACCUGUUUUAUCUGCCCUAUUAUAGCCUUCUUCAAAGGUCUACCACUACCUGUCCUGCUGUAGAUACAGUCAUGGAUUUUGGAUGCCAUUUGGUCUCUUUGAAGACUAUCACAAUAGGGUGGAUGAGAAACAAAGAACAAAAAGUAGUAGUCCGUUUUUCUUUUCCUUAUUAGAGCAUCUAAUUAAGUACAAUAUAUAAAUAUAUAAAUAUAUACUUCUAUUUGUGGGUACAUUAGUAAUAUUAUCUUUAGUUACUGUAAAUACUACUCAUUCUUAAACCUCUACUCCCACACACAGUAUUUACUUGCAUCUAUUUGUGACUUCACUUAGAUGAUUAAAUAACUUCUCCAUGUGCUUGUAAAUUCUGUUUAUCUCAAAAUGAAGUCUCUUUAAAUUUUAUGAUACAAGGAAAGAUUAGCUUUCACUUAACAGUCUUCAAGCUUAAUUUAUGACAGAUAUUAGUUAAUGUAGAAUUCAUUAUUUUGCUCAUUAGUUUACAGUGUCUCAUUCAGCAGGUGGGUCCUGUUCUUGCUCCUUAUUCAGGUACUCCUUACAUCCUAGUCAAUGGGAAUUACUCCUGAUAAAAGAGCACUGAAUAGGAGGAUCACAGGAUAAAUUAACUUUUACAUUAGAUUUCCCAUCUCUAAAUCAUUAUAUAAAUAUACCUCUUGUAAAAGCCAUAUUUCUAAAGGGGAAAACAGAAAUUAUUUUUUUUGCAAUCCAUUUAUAAUAUUUUUUAAUUAAUUAAAUAUACAUUAGUAGUCUGAUUCUGCAUUCCUUGCACUCCCAAAACUCCCAUUUACUUUAGUAUCAGAUUUAUACUCAAAAUACCCAAAUCAGACUAGGGGCCCAUCUUGUCUCUGGCAGCAACAAGUACCAGAUGCAUAUGAAGAAGGUACAAGAAUCCUGUAAUCCCAUCAGUUCACUGAUAUAAUGGGAUUUCAGUGAGAGAUUGUAUAUUUUUGUUAGCACCACAGACACUUCAUUUUUCAGUUCUUCGAAAUCUUGGAUGUGUACCACCUGGAGCCUCAUGAUUUGUUUAAUUUACUGGGGAGGUUCACCACCUUCCCCUUGGUUCCUCAUCUUUAUUACCUAAAGAGAUAGGUAUCCCUAUCCACCAUCCCUUGUGAUGAAGACUCAGGCAGAUAAAUCAUGGUGAGUCUUUGCUUCUCCUCUGCUCCCUUAUCUUCCUGAUAAUCCAACACACUUAUGAAUGCUCUCAAAAACUUUGUGCUUCUGAUAUAUACUUUAAAGCUGUUUUAUGCUAAUUUAUAUGCACAUUUUUAUGUCUGGCUAAUCACUCUUGAAACUCCCAUUUUGCUUUCCUAAUUUCCAAUUUAAAUUUUACUGGCAAUAGUUUCUGUUCCUUUCUCCGGGUUACAGCUGAGCUUGAUUUCCAUUUCCUGAAAGGUACCCAGUUGGUUGGAAAAUCUUUUUUAAUCUGGCCAUUUAGCCAUUUGAGGGAUGGGGGAGAUGCCUUCUUUCCUAUUGGUUCUGCUUUAGUGUGCUAAAAUUGUCCCCUCACUAAUUUUAAGUUCAUUUUUUUAUUAAAGAGCCUUUUGAGUUGCUUCCUUUUUUUAAAGGAAGGUCCUUCUUUGCAAUUGAAUGUUACCAAACAUGCUAGCUUUCAGUAAGAUCCCUUCUUCAAGAAUGUUGAACCUAUUUUUUUUUAAAUGAUCGCUUGCCUAGAAGGAGUCCAAGGGUGGUUGUUACAAGGGAUGAACAAUCAGUGCUUAGCCUAAAGCAUCUGUAGAAUGGAAAAACAUGUAAUGUGUUUUUUAGUAAAAACACUUAUAAUUACACAAUAGACUGCAGUGGAUAAUAGAAGAAUCUAUAUAUAGAUGAUAAAUAUGCAUGUAUAAAUAUGAAAGCUCAAAUACGACAAAGAAACAUAGUACUUCAGAGUGAUGUGAACAUUGCAAAAGUGUCCCAGGUGUUAUCCAAAAUGGUUGAAUUGGUCACGACAGCAAGCCAAUUUAAAACUACUGAAAAACUGAAAUUCUCAAAAGACGACACACAAUUUAAAGAAAUAACAUAAUGAUUACCUGGCAGUUGGACAUUGUUCUCUGAACUUUCAAACUGCAUUUGUCAGUCAAAGGAAGUAAGUCUGGGUCUAAUGCUGCAAGCAAAAAAAAAAAACAGCUUGGACAUUACAAGUAUGUAGCUGAUAUACUGAAUGUUUCUUGUAGAGUAUAUAUAGAAAAUCAUACAUUUCCCCUUAGAAAUGUGAAGACAGAUGUGCAAAUUUCUAAUGAAAAACAGUUAGCAUCAAGUGGUAGUUUCUUGUAGCUAAUGGUUUUCAUAAACACUUAAUAUUUCACUUAUAUAAGUAAAAAUUUCUAUUAAAAAUCCCCUUCCAAAAGUAUUAUAUGAACUUCAGAGCUGUGUAAGUGCUUUUAAAAAACAGGUUGGUGAGUUAUACUGGCAGAAACUGUUAUUCACCAAAUAGAAUAUGGUGCCAUAUUAAUUUCAGUUAAGCUUCUGGUUUGUAGAUGUUAGUGUUUCCAUUGAUAGUGUCACAGAACGAUAUGACAAUUUGUCAGAACAUAUCUCCAUUCAGUAAUAGCAGCAAAGCAAGAAAUUUCUUGUUUUGCAGGUGGAGAUAAGCUAUCAAACUUCUGAGACUCAAAGCACAUGGGACAAAUUGGGGCAUUAAUUAUGCGUCCCUCUUUGUGAGAGAGGCACUUUCAUGAUACCAAAAAUAAAGAUAUUCCAAAUUGCAAGUUGAAUAUGUACAAAAAAAGGUAGGUCUUUAACCUAAAUUGACAAUAUUGCAUCUAAAUCUAGUACAACAAAAUAAUUUUCUAUUUAUGGCUUCACGUUACUACAGGGUAAUUGAAAAGGUAUUACUUUGUGAUGACCUAAUUCCAUAUCCAUAAAUUAGCUCUUUCAAUUUGAAAAUGUUCCUAUGUUUGAAAACUAAACACCAGUAGCACUUAUUUUUUGAAAUCUCUCCUCCUAUCCUAUAUCCUGCACUUACUGUUUUGAGACAUGGUAGUGAAUCAUCCCUAAAUGUUCUUCAUCUCCUACAAAAAUGACAGACAGAGCAUACUUUCUGUGAUCUUGUAGACUGCACUAAUUAGAAGUUGCUGGAUAUAAUGAUUGUGGCAUUAUUAUUUUCUGAUGGGUAAUAACUGCUAUGGUGUAGGCAUGUGGGUUUAAUUUGAAUACAACCAGAAGCAGGGCACUAAAUUCAAUGAGGCAGAUCAUCAGCUGAGCAUUGCAUUCAGUGGAGUUAUGACAAUUUACACCAGCUGAUGUAAAUUGCCAACUCAGUAAGACUGCCAUGUUCAAUGUUUGAUCUGUUCCUUCAUCCUACCAUCAAUCUCUACUUUCCUCCAUCAUACAUACACAAGUUGCUUGUAUGCAAACAACCUCUCUCUCUAUAACACUUUUUGUUUUUCAAUUUUUUUUGUUUAGUUUUGCCCCAGAGAGUAAAGUCAAAUAUACUCUGUAGUAUAAUUAUUGGGGAUGUGCCCAAACCACAAGAACACCAUCAAAUUUUGAGAAAGCUUCGAAUUUGAAGCUGAUGCUGUAAUUUGCCAUUCGUUCCAAAUCCUCUAAGUCUGAAGAAAAGUCCUGUAUUUGAACUUCCAAAACUUUAGAAAUUUUGAUUCCAGAACUGGACAUUAUGCCUGUUGUAUAUGUCCAGUAAUUAUGUAUUGAUAGGAAUGAUUGUGCUAUCAGAAGAUGAUGUACUUUUAUUUAUUAACUCUGUCAUACAUCCUCUCUAGGCAUGGAAAAACAUGACAUACAAAGUCUCUUCUCCAUGAGCAGGCAGGAUGUACAUCUGACAGACUGUACUUCCAAAAGGCUGUUAGUGAGUCCUUAACUACUGAUGUGGAUUGGCAGAAAAAAUUGAGGAGCUUUAUAUGAAAAGCAUCCUGUUUCUACACUGAAUCUUAGUGAGAGAGCCAUAUGCUGCAAUCAUGAAAUUCUUUGGUAAUUUAGUCCAUUUAUACCAGCUGCCACAGUGAAUGUUAUUUUUCCCUCAUCGGUGAGACAAUUACUGGAAAAUAUGUAUAUCUGUGAAAGAUUCCAAACCUUGGACUUUAAACAGGAUCAAGACCAUUUCUAUGAGCUACAAAUCAAUAUUCUACAAAUCAUGCAUUUAAUUUAGACUGACACAAUACUGAAGAAAGGAACUGUGAAAAGGCACUGGUCUUCUCUCUUACUAAUUUUACACCAGGGUAACAUCACUGAUUUAGUGAAUUUACUUCUGUUUUACACUGGCUUAAAUGAGAAGAGAAUUGAGCCCAGAAUAUUCAGAGUGUCUACAGUCUGAUUUAUUAGAUGACCUUUAAUGAGCAUGGUUAAUUUUUCAGUCCUAUGUCAUGCAAGUAGAACUAAAAAGAAGUAAUAUUAAUGCCAUGUGAGCAAAUUAUCCAAAAUUAAACGUCCAAACUAAAAAGGUUCCCUUGUUUAUUUACCCAAGAUAUUUAAUUUAUUGUUUCAGUCAUUUUUAUAAAUAAUCCAGGACUCACUACCAUGAAAAUAAUCUUUUAAGAGUGAAAGCAACAUUGUGGUUCAUAGUCUACCCGAACUGCUAAAAUAACUGGUCUUUGACUUUGCUGUUGUCUGGAUUCUGACUAACUUUUAAUGAUCUUUUUUUUUUUUUUUAAAUCUGGGAUGAAAUCCUGACCCCUUUGAAUUCAAUGGCAAAGAUCCCAUUGAUUUCAAUGGAGCUAAAAAGCCAGACCUGAAGAUAUAAUUACACAUAUUAGUGUAAUGGUUUCUUCUAACUGCUGUUUUUUUCAGUUUAAACUAUCAUUUGAUGGGAAUGUCAUUAACUGCGAAAAUUCUAUAAAAUCUCAGUACAUUGAGACUUUUUAUACUUAGUUUUCUAGGAUAAGAGAAUGUUGUAAGCACUUGGAAAAAAAAGGAAAAACUUUUGUCUUCCACUAGAAUAAUUUUUGGAAGAAGGGAAAUUACUGUAAAAUAAUAUGACUUUAUUCCUCAAUUUUGGGUUGAGAUGCAAAAAAAAAAAAACCUCCUCUCUUGGUCUCUAUUUUUUGUCAUCACAUUUUCCAUUUGAAUGAAAUGUACAGGAAGAUUAACUCUUUAAGGCAAAGAAUUGUUAUCUAAGUAUCUGAAUAUAUACAAUUCCAGUUUACUAUUUCAUUUAUUUAUUCUGUUUCUACAAUUAGAUAUUAAUCUAUAAAAUUAAUGUGUAAUAUACAACAAUAAAAAUGUACAGUGGUACCCUUAGCUGUAAUAAUUUAAACAAUCUGUAUUCAGAAAGUUGAGAUAACAAGUUUAAAUACAUAGAAACCAUUGCAAGUAGGUUUCAACUGAACUUUUGCUUAUGUAUAGCACUGAUUUUACUUUUAAAGACAAUAACUAUAAGUAGCACUGUAUGAUAUUUUAGGAAUAUUCAAUGCAUUGUAUUUUAAAUUAGUGUAGUAAAGGAGUAAUUUUAAUUUAACACUUUAACAGUUUUUUAAUCAGUGACUGUAGCUUCAUACUUCCACAAAAUACACAGAAGUGUGUACUCCAAGAAAGACAGUUGAAUUUCUCAUUGCAAAAUAAACUUCCAUAUUUAGGAAAACAACAAACAGCUAUGCUCAACAAAAUUUUAUUUUAAUAAAAAACGUAUUGUUCUUUUGGGUUUUUUCAUUAUUUUGCAUUGUAAACCCUUUUUUUUAAAUGUAUUUUGUAAAUAUUUUUGUGCAUUUUAUAUCUUGGGAAUACUGCUAGUUUGCAUUGCUAGUGGUGAUUACUGAAAUGUGAUGAUUAAAAUGUUACAUUAGGGCCUGGGUAGCAUUUAGUCAGUUGCAAGAUUCAUUUCUACAGGUAAUUAGUCUGUUAUUCCAGCAGUCUCCCAGGGAUUAUAACGAAUGCUCUCUAGGACAAUGCAGCCUGCUAGUUGUGGUAGCAGAGAUCAUCAAUUACCAUUCUAAAGUGCUUACUAUUUUCUUAACAUAAAGGAAAUGUAUGUUAAAGUUAACAUUAGCUCCUAUUAUCUUAUUGGGAUACAGAGGAAAAUAAAAUCCAGAAACAAAAAGGGGAUUCAAAACAUUAUGCCCAAUAUAGUACAGAGAUCAGGAAAAGUAGUAGUUUGACUUGGUUGCCAUGGAAAUGGUAAAACUACACAUUGAUCCUGAUCUUGGAGUCUGUAACCAGGCAAAACUGCCACUAAGGUAAGUGAGAGUUUUGCCUGAUUAAAGUCAACUAUAUCUUUUAUAUGUUAAACGGGAACUUCUGUUAGGCUAGAUCUUGGGAAGGGGAGAGGAAUGAUUGGUAAAGAUACUGGUUUAUGUACCGUUUUGCUGUUUAUAGAUCACUGGGCAUGUGAAAUUAUUUGAACUAAACCCUUGUAGAUGCUGCUGGUGAGGCGAAGGUUUAUUACCUAUGUAAAUUAUGUACAAACAGCUAUUUCCAUAUGAAUUGUACCAUGUUAGUUAGAGCAAAGAUAGUGAAUAAAUGUACAAAGUUUGAUACUUAGAAAUAAAAUACAGUGGUCUGAGCUUUGCCAACAUUUUAACAAAACUGCCAGAUUUAGUAGUAGAAAACGAUGAUGUAAAUGUAUCUUAUCUGACGCUACAUUACCCUUUGCCUCUGUAUACCAGUAGCUUUGUUUACCAGGUCAAAGCUCAAAAUGAAGCAUGUAAUAAAACUUUUGCUAGACUCACUUUCAUAAUAAACACAAAAUGGAAUACA